AUGGGGCAUGGCACAAUGGGGCAUGGCACAAUGGGGCAUGGGGCAAUGGGGCAUGGCGCAAUGGGGCAUGGCACAAUGGGGCAUGGCGCAAUGGGGCAUGGCGCAAUGGGGCAUGGCGCAAUGGGGCAUGGCACAAUGGGGCAUGGCGCAAUGGGGCAUGGCGCAAUGGGGCAUGGCGCAAUGGGGCAUGGCGCAAUGGGGCAUGGCACAAUGGGGCAUGGCGCAAUGGGGCAUGGCACAAUGGGGCAUGGCGCAAUGGGGCAUGGCACAAUGGGGCAUGACGCAAUGGGGCAUGGCACAAUGGGGCAUGGCGCAAUGGGGCAUGGCGCAAUGGGGCAUGGCGCAAUGGGGCAUGGCGCAAUGGGGCAUGGCACAAUGGGGCAUGGCGCAAUGCUGUAUAUCCUAACGAUCGACCUGUGCCACCAGGCCUCGGACAGCACAGACGAGGACGAGGAGGAAGAUGAUGAGGAGGAGGAGGGAGGUGACCUAGAGGCAGCAGGGAGCAGCAGGGUUGUGGGCAACGGUGCUUAUGCGUUCAGUGGUAUGGGCAUGGCCGUGGGCACGGGCGCAGGCAUGGGCACAGGAAGGAGUGGCCUGGUGAGGCACAAGUCGGACCCCUUUCCACCCAUGCCACCAGCAGCAGCGCAGCACAGCAGAUUGAAUUACUCACAACAGCAGCAGCAGCAGCAGCAGCAGCAGAGUGUUGCAAGCAGCGCCCCACCAGCACAUACUGCAAGCAGCCUUGCCGGGGCGAGGGGAGCAACCACAAGAACUGCAAACAAAGCCACUGGCGACUCGAUUUCUGCCUCCACAGCUACUGCCAGCAGCGACACCGCUUCUAACCUCACCACCCCGCUCACCACCCCUCUCAACUCCUCUCGCUCCCUCUCCCCGGACCAAUCCGAAGCCAGCAGCACCAGCGGCACCCCUCCCUCCGCCCACUCCGCCCACUCCCUUGCUACUGCGGCCAGGCAUACCCAGGCACAGGGUGGCCGGGGAAUGGCAGUGGGGAAGGGUGCGGAGGGGCAUGGUGCGUCCCUGCAGCAACCGCUGCUGGAUGCUGCUGCAGGGGUGAUGGGCGGUGUGGGGAGGCAGGGCGCAGGGGGUGGAUUAGGAGGGGGGAGAGGAGGGGGAGGAGGAUUUGGAGGCGGGGGAAGAGGAGGGGGGGUUGGCAGCAGUGCUGCAAGUGACGGGGCGAGGACCCCCCGGUUCCGCUGGCAGAAGCUGAGGGUGAAGGGCAGGCAGCGCAUCGUGCUUGCUGUGGUGAGCUUCAUCUCGCUGCUCACUGCAGUGUUUGCCUUGCUCAUCUGGUACGGCUUCGGAGACAACCCCAUCGACCCCACGCUCAUGGCUCAGGUCAGCACCGCUGCACUGCCUGCUCGCUUGCUUGCCUGCUUGCCUAUCCCUGCUACUCCCUGCCUCUCCGUGCCUCUCCGUGCAUCUCCCUGCCUCUCCUUGCCUCUCCGUGCCUCUCCUUGCCUCUCCGUGCCUCUCCCUGCCUCUCCGUGCCUCUCCCUGCCUCUCCUUGCCUCUCCGUGCCUCUCCCUGCCUCUCCGUGCCUCUCCCUGCCUCUCCGUGCCUCUCCCUGCCUCUCCUUGCCUCUCCGUGCCUCUCCCUGCCUCUCCGUGCCUCUCCCUGCCUCUCCGUGCCUCUCCCUGCCUCUCCUUGCCUCUCCUUGCCUCUCCCUGCCUCUCCUUGCGUUGGUCCCCCUCAAACGAAGUGACUUGUGAGUCGUUUCAAAAGCCGCAGCCCCAUCCACCCCACGCUCAUUGCGCAGGCCAGCACCACUCCCUUCCUCCUUGCCUUCUUUGCCACUAUCGUGCUCCCUCCAAAAUUCUCCCCGUUCUCCCUUCCUCCCACUCUCCCGCCCUCCCCCACCCCCAUCAGAUGCAUGCGGACUUCUUUACAGUCGCCACAAUCCUAUUAGGAGGAAGGCUGGCCUUUUACGAGCUGCUGCUCUUCUCGUCUCUUUGCAAUCUCUCACAUCCCUCUCAAUCCCUUUCAAUCCCCCCUGAAACCCCCUCCAACCCCCACCCCCGUCAGAUGCAUCCGGACUCCUUUACACCCCACCCUCACCUCCCUCAGAUGCAUGCGGACUUCUUUGCUGUCGCCCACACUGCUAUCAGGCAGAGGGUUUGCCUUCUACGGGCUGCUUCUCUCCUCGUUUCCUAUCCCUCCCUCCCAAUCCCUCUCAAUCCCUCCCCUCUCUUUCACACCCAACCUUACGCCCAUCAGAUGCAUGCGGACUUCUGUGCUGUCGCCCACACUGCUAUCAGGCAGAGGAUGCAUGCGGAUUUCUUUGCAGUCGCCACGCUGCUAUCAGGAGGAGGCCUCGCGUUCUACGGGCUGCUGCUCUUCUCCAAAAUGUCUGUGCUCAGGGCUGGGCCCAGCGCUGCUGACCUCAGCAAGGUAGGUGCUGACAUCAGCAUGGUGCGUGCUGACAUCAUCAAGGCGCUGCUGACCUGGGCGAUAGUGAAAUUCGAGUCCUACGAACUCACAUACCUUCUGCAACGCUACGAGGAAUGCGCAUUUGCCCUUCACACCACACGUCCCUCUGUGCCCUCCUCUUGCUUUCCCCCUUGCCUGUAUGUCUCUCCCUGA
Messenger RNA from Closterium sp. NIES-65, 2601 nucleotides. Lineage: Eukaryota; Viridiplantae; Streptophyta; Zygnematophyceae; Desmidiales; Closteriaceae. The record is from the annotation of a GenBank genome assembly.